Messenger RNA from Aureococcus anophagefferens, 414 nucleotides. RefSeq lists its product as hypothetical. NCBI's taxonomy places the organism in Eukaryota, Pelagophyceae, Pelagomonadales, Pelagomonadaceae. The transcript has a single exon. The record is from RefSeq and is a predicted model, not a curated record. The annotation marks the transcript as partial.
AAUCCCGCGGUGCGGCGCAUCAAGGGCGACAUCCGGGAGCUGGCCCAGAACCCGACGCGCGAGUACCACGCGGCCCCGCUGGAGGACAACCUCUUCGAGUGGCACUUCACGGUGCGCGGGCCGCGGGGCUCGGACUUCCAGGGCGGCCUCUACCACGGCCGCAUCUCGCUGCCGCACGACUACCCGUUCAAGCCGCCGUCGAUCAUGCUCCUCAACGCUUCCGGCCGCUUCGAGGUCGGGAAGAAGAUCUGCCUGAGCGCGACGUCCUUCCACCCGGAGCACUGGCAGCCGGCCUGGGGCAUCCGGACCAUCGUCGAGGCGCUCAUCGCCUUCUUCCCGACGCCGACGGAGAGCGCCAUCGGCGCGCUCGAGUGGCGGCCCGACGAGCGCCAGGCGCUGGCCGCCGAGUCGCGG